GGCUGGGCUGGGGUGCGGCGGGGGCGGAGCUCGGCGUCCUGCUGCCGCCGCCGUCGCCGCCGCCCGCGGAGCUGCAGCCCCUUCCUCUGAGGCUUCGGCCCCGCGGCGCUGCCCUACGUGGACAGGUGCGCGCAUCCCGGGCCUGACGGAUGAGCAGUCGGGCACGUGAACUCCCACCUCCAAUUUGGCUCGGUGCCGGGCAGCGGCGGCAGCGGCGGCGGCGGCUGCAGCCCCGCGGUGGGGGCGGCCCCCGCGGUCUCCGCCCGGCUCCUGCGCGCCGCCUCUGCUCUUUGCAUAGUAAUAUCAGUUCCUGCAAGCACCCAGCUCGCUCCCGGAGCGGGUCUAAAAAGGACCGCUGCUCCAGAGCCCGCCGAAGCCCUCCGUGUGGCGCCGAGAACCGCUGCUUGGGACAUGCGACGGGAAAACCCUGCCACAGCGCAGGCAGUCGCCCCGCCGCGCGGGGGAGAACCGGGCCAGAGCAGAUUCUCAGCAGAAGGAUCCCUGGCUGUAAACAUCUGAGAGACCUGAUGCACUUCACUUAACCUGUCCAGUCCUCAGGCUUGAAGAAAUAUAUACCAAACUUGCAGAGACUCCUGGAAGCCCAGAGCACAUCUCAGUCUUUGAAGUAACCCGCGCAUUCCAUUCAGUCGGCCGUUGAGAACAGACUGUCCGAAGUAGUGUCAACUCCUAUCUCCGUUUGUGGCUCUGUCUGUACAGCUGAGAAGGGCUCACCUAGCGAUGACAGUCGGCGGGGCUGUCAGCCCAUCGCCCAGAUCACUGCGCAGUCUGGCCACAGGCUGGCGUGGCCUUGCUCCGCUGCUACGGCUCGCCAGGAGCUGACUGUGGCAGAGUCGAUCUCUUCGUGUUGUAAAUAGAGAUAGAUGCCUUUUGGAGACAAUCAGAUGACAAGCUUGGGCAGAGCUCUGAAGUAGAGAAAGCUCUUAAUUAAUAGCUCUCUCAAAUCUCAUUCUUUCUCAGCGGCUGCUGCCGCUUUCCUUCCUCGUGCACACUUCACUGCGUGCCACCCCCACAUCGUGCCUCCUACCUGGCUUCUAAAAACAUCCUCACAUCGAAUUCUUCAUCCCAGAGUGCCCUGCUUUGGCAGCCUCACUCCAAGAAGACAGCACUGAGAAGAGUGGCAGGGGAAGCCAACAGACGACAUGGCGACCUCGCCUCUACCGUUGCUUUGGACGAAGUGCAUUUCCUUGUAGGAUGAGGUCCACGUCUAUGGACCCCUCAGAGGAAUCAUCCCUGACUGAGUCUUCACUCUGAGCUGAGACUGCUUCCCAGAGGGAGACAGCUCCGGGGAGAGUGCUGAGGUUUUCCUGAAGAAGAAUUCCAUGGGGACCGUACCUGACCCUUUGAGAUCGGCUAAAACUUCCUUGCUUGCAGCUUCUGGAAAAGAAGAGGAUCUAGAAGAAGUGCAGCCUGCCUCACCUCGGUCUCGACCUGCCCUCCUCUGUAAGAACACCAAUGGCCUUUCUGGCCCUCCUGAAGGGCCCGUCCUUAGCCCCAGGGCAGCUGCUGAGGCCUUGAUGCAGGCCUUUGAGCAUGAGACCACCCCGCCGGACAUGUCUUCCGCCAGUGUCUUCAGUGAGGUAGAAAAAGCAUGUCCUCCACGCAACUCUCCUGGCAAUACCCAGCUGCCGGGAAGCAGUGAGCCCACAGCACCAGCUCUGUGUUCUGCAGCAGGAAAGGAUGUUCUAGACGAAGCAUUUACAAUGCCAGCCAAUCAACACAGCCACCAGGCCAUCCCAGGCAACCAGCCUAGCGCCAGCCCCUCAGCAGGGCCUGAUGAUACACUGCUGAAAACCCGGAGAACCUCAGACGGGGAGCAACCUGAAAAGUCAAGUUGUCCUGUGGGCAGCACCCAGGGCAACAGCAAAGCCCAUGUGCCCUGUGAUUUUCCCUCUCAAGAAAUAGUCCAGGGACUGGCGCAAACUGCAAAUACAGCAACAUCUGUGUUCAGCUACACCUCCUCUCCUGGAGGCGGACCUGAAGGGGAGAGGCCCAGAGCCAUUUGUGACUCCCAGACAAGGUCCUGUGAGUCUCCAGCGAGAGAAGACGGGUGUUCUGGACAUACACAGCACCCUGCCACCACCUCAGACAGCCAGGCCAUGACUUCUGUGACAUCUGAACCAUCCCACCUCACUAGCCAAGGGCCCACGUUUCCUCCAGAUCUGGGAAAGGUGCCAUUGCCUACACAGCACCAGGUGUCAAGGUUCAAAGAAGCAAGUACAAUGACCAAUCAAGCUGCCGGUGAGGUCCCGGAGGUUGCCAGCAGGGCUCGGCAAGACGCUGAGGUGCAGGCAGUGGCAAGUGUCGAGAGCAGGUCCGUCUCCACCAGCCCCAGCAUCCUCACCGCGUUCCUAAAGGAAAUCCCCGUUCCCGAGUGUCGGGAACCACAGGAGCAGCUGCGUGUCAUCUGCCACAGCAGUGGCCAUGGGAGCCAUACGCUGGAGCUGUCUGACGACAUCCUAGCCCCCCAGGAGUCGAGCCAGCGCCCUGGCAUCAUGCCAGAGGUGCACAUCCAGGCAACUGCGGCAGUUUCUACGGCUUGCCAAGGGGACUGUAAGUUGGGGAGCCUCCCAGGGGAGGUCCUUCAAAUCUCCGCGAUCACUGUAGCAUCUGGCAAGGCUCAAGAUAUGUGCAAGAAAGAUGGGGGCUCAGCAGGCAUGGCCCCGACGGGGGAGGAGUCCACUUCUACACAGCUUUCCAACGUGAACUCUAGCUCCCAGAAAGCUAGCCCCACUGACCAGAUUUCUGUUUGCGCAGGAAGUCAGACUGAAACAAAUCAUGAUUUGGGGAAAUUUGAAAGCAAGCCAUCUGAGUUUGCAAUGAAAACCACAGAUGGUCCCCAAACAAACCCAGACUGCCAACUCUCUGACUCUUGUGGCCCUGCCAGCAAAGACGACCCGUCCAGGAGCAUGGAUCCCACUGCUAAAGGACAGGCAACAGAGCCUGCUUCUCCGCGCAGAGUAAAACAGCAGGAAUGUCGGGGCACCGAUAGCCUCGAAGCCAGGGCAAGGGCAGAGGCCAAGACCCUGCUGCUCAACCCUAAAUCUCAAGAAAGUGCAGGCGCUGGAUCCGCUGCCAGCCCCACGCCGUCCCCAGUCAGGAAGAACCAGGACGGUACCUUGGAAGAAAGCAGACAGACCAAGACGGCCACCAGCCUGAGCCUGCCGGCUGACUCCAUGGGGGACUCCAGCCCAGGUUCCGGCAAGAGGACCCCUUCCCGCUUGGUCAAAGCCAGCCCCCGCAGGGCCAGCCGCGUCAGCGAGUUCCUCAAGGAGCAGAAGUUAAACGUGACGGCGGCGGCCGCGCAGGUGGGACUCACCCCGGGAGAGAAGAAGAAGCAGCUUAGCGCCGACGCCAAGCUGCAGUUGAAACAGUCCAAGCGUGUCAGGGACGUCGUGUGGGACGAGCAGGGCAUGACCUGGGAGGUGUACGGUGCCUCCCUGGACCCGGAGUCCCUGGGCAUCGCCAUCCAGAACCAUCUACAAAGACAAAUCAGGGAACAUGAGAAAUUAAUCAAAGCUCAGAGCAGCCAGUCCCGGAGAUCCAUUUCCUCAGACACUUCUUCCAACAAAAAGCUCAAAGGAAGGCAGCACAGCGUCCUGCAGUCCAUGUUGCAGAACUUCCGACGCCCCAACUGCUGUGUUCGUCCCGCCCCUUCUUCUGUGUUAGACUGAAAGGGAACGUGUAUGGGAACCCUCGUGCACAGUUAUCGGUAUUCCCGAGUGUCUGUGUAUGUCAGAGCUUGCUUAGUUUUUUGUUGUUGUUUUUGUUUUUUGGUUUUUGGUUUUUUUUCGAGAGAGACCAGUUAGAGAAAGCAAGUAUUAACUAUAGUAGCUAUGGCUUUGUUGGGUCCUUUGAUUAGGGCUCUGUGAAUGAAAAUAGUUCAAUUCGCAAGAAAGGACAAGAGAAAAGAAGGAAGUGUUACUGAAGGUUCAUGACCUUAAUUAAGAGGAAGUAAUAUUCACUGGGUUUUUUUUUUUUUUAAUUAUGAUGUUGCUUCUGGAACUAGCAUUAUCAUUAAACGUGUCAUUUAGAAUUACUGCCUCAAUUUAUAACACUGGUAUUUCCACUAAAAUCCCUGCUUAAUAUUAAAAAUAGCAAAAACACUAUAAGCAAAAGCACUGUUAGACUCUCUAGUCGUAUUGCAAUAAGAAUGCCACUACCACACAAAAUUUAAAUAGAUGAUAAGAACUAAAAGGUAAAAAAUGUGAAACAAAUUUUGACUCACUCUUAGGCCAGAUGACAUUAAGUAAAAGCAUUUAAAUGCAUAAAAUACCAAACGUGAAUUAAUACUUGUAAACAUGUGCAGAUAGCUGUUUUUGUAAACCUUGUUAUACCGUUAAUAAAUGUAAAGAAGUUACGUUAGGAAAAUGAGCCAAGUUUUGAAUGAAUACCGCCCACGUAAAACAUGAAUUUGUAUAUACAGAUUUCCCUGCAUGGAAGGCAAAGGGCAGCUAGCUCUAUGAUUCUGACUGGAUUAAAUUCAUAUCUCUUUAGAGGAAGUACAUCGACCAAAUUCUUGGAAGGAGUCCUUGAAUUAUUAAUAAUACUAAAGUUUGUGUUGUACAGGUGUCCUCCAAAAACAUCCUACUGAGAGUAUUAAGGUUUCAGUAAAGAAUUAUGAACAGCCAGUUUACCAAAUGCUCUCUUCUCUGUGUUGAAAAAAAAUAACAAAAGCAAUACAUUUAAUUUUACCUCCUGAAAA
Molecule: messenger RNA, 4723 nt
Organism: Mustela erminea (ermine)
Lineage: Eukaryota; Metazoa; Chordata; Mammalia; Carnivora; Mustelidae
Gene: GPRIN3
Product: GPRIN family member 3
Exons: 4
Coding region: 1341-3692 (783 amino acids)
Biological process (GO): neuron projection development
Cellular component (GO): plasma membrane
Source: RefSeq, a predicted model, not a curated record